CUCUCUCUCUCUCUCUCUCUCCUCAGCCACCAUUGCGUUCUUGUCUUGGGUAAGAAACAGGUAAGAAUUCUCGAGAAAACUCUUUUCUUGCCACCCAAGAAAAUGAAGAUCCCUCAGGCAUCGUCCCUGACAACGACCCUUGAUCGAGAUGCAUUCCCUGCCAACAGCCCGAGCUCUGAAUCCGAUAAUCCGCAGGUCGAACCCUCCACCGAUCUUUGUUUGCUGGACAAAACAUGGACGAUCAGUCCGGCGGUUUCUUCCCCCGCAAGAAACCUAAAACCAUGGCCGGCGAGGAAUCGCGUGGUGGAAAAUGCACAAGAGGUGUGGACCGAGCUAACCCUCUUCCUGGAUCCUUGGAAGAUAAAGAAACAUCUCGUGAAGAGCGACGUCGGAAACCAGUGCCGUCUCCUUCUGCCGACUAAGACCGCAAUGGUUCACAUUCUGCCGUAUCUGCCGGCUCAUGAAUCGGCUUUGCUCGACCAGGGUCAAGGAAUCUACGUCAAAGUGUUCGACCUGGACACGGAGCUUACGCACCGUCUUGUCUUGAAGAGAUGGAUCACUCGAAGCUAUGUGUUCAUCGGCAAUUGGCACAAAGAGUUUGUGAACAGCAGAAAUCUGAGAGAAGGAGAUGAGAUUGGUCUCUUCUGGGAUCAGUAUACUUCAAGGCUGAUCUUUCGCGUUCUUUCUCGCGCCAAUGCUCUGCAGAAUCUGAAUUAGAAUCUAUUCCUCGUCCGGUUUA
This is a messenger RNA of Tarenaya hassleriana, 739 nucleotides long. Its product is annotated as putative B3 domain-containing protein At1g78640. The coding region runs from base 103 to 717 and encodes 204 amino acids. The record is from RefSeq and is a predicted model, not a curated record. Gene Ontology annotation, molecular function: DNA binding. Lineage: Eukaryota; Viridiplantae; Streptophyta; Magnoliopsida; Brassicales; Cleomaceae. The transcript has a single exon.